Molecule: messenger RNA, 2293 nt
Organism: Sebastes umbrosus (honeycomb rockfish)
Lineage: Eukaryota; Metazoa; Chordata; Actinopteri; Perciformes; Sebastidae
Exons: 10
Coding region: 383-1618 (411 amino acids)
Molecular function (GO): protein binding
Source: RefSeq, a predicted model, not a curated record
GACAGAGUGAGAUUAGCUGGUGAGAGACACAGAGUGUGAGACUAGCUGGUGAGAGACACAAAGUGUGAGACUAGCUGGUGAGAGACAGACAGCAGCUCCAGUGCAGCUCUGGCGACCUCUCGCGCCUCUUCUAUCAACCUGCAGCUCAGUGGAGGCGGAGGCAGAUAAGAGCGCGCGCUCCGUUUCUCGUGCCGCAGUUGAGUAGAGUGAUGAAGCGGUGAUGAAGAGGAGCAUCUCUGGAUGAAGAGGAGCAUCUCUGGAGGACAUCAGAGCUCUACAUGAGUCCCAGUUUACAGACUAACAUCACAGAGGAGCUGCGCAAACUUAUCAGCCGAACAUUCUCCUGUAACAAGGGCCUCUGCCUCGCUCUCCGGCUAUCAGCAUGAUGAAGGACUGCCUGCAGUUCCUCAUCGAGCCAGCCAAAAAGCUCAAGAUCCGACUCAAGGAGUCUCGUAAGCGAGUGAAGCUCGAGAAGAAGGAUCCGCUGGUGGAGAGUCAGUUAUUUAUCAUGGAGUUGGCCCGAGAACUCAACAAAAUUUGCCAGAGGUCAAACAUCCUCAGCCACAUCUGGACCAGCGAGGACAUCUGGCUGGCCGGCGUGUGUCGUGAUUUCAUUGUGGAAUGGGCUGCCGUGUUGGAGAAGAGAGUACAGCCGAGGAUCAUCCUGUCUGAAUACCAUUGUGAGAAACCAGAGAAGAAGGACUGGAAGGGACACCUGCUCUGCAUACUGGAGGCAGGGGGGGAGUGCGACAUGGGGCCCCACAAGAGAGUCAUCAUGGACUGGACACGGGAGAUUAAAAGCAGACCUCAGCCCACCGUGUGGCCAGGUGAGCCCGUGCUCAUGAUGCUGGACGACCUGGAGUUUCAGUGGAAGAGGGGGCGUCUCCCCAACCUGCUCCCAGCCAUGGAGCUCGUCAUGCUGGCCGUGAUGAAUGCAGACAGCCCCGUCAAGGAGGAUGUGACGAAGCAGUGGCUGGUGAGCAAGCAGAGGAGCCAGAAUAUCGACGCUGCACGCUACAUCCCCCACAGCGUGUGGAACUGGAUUUGCGAUGCUGCAGAGGACGUCACUCUGGACUCAGACUCAGCCAACGCAAACCUGCUCAUAUCUGGUGACGAAAAGCGCAUGCGGUGCGGCCUGGAGCGCCGGGAAGUCCCGCGGUGCCGCCGACGCUUCGACGGCUGGUGGUGCGCCGUGGGCCAGGAGGGCUACGCUUCCGGACGCCACUACUGGGAGGUGGAGGUGGGCGAGCGUGACUGGCGGCUAGGCGUGGCUAAGGCGUCUGCGGUGAGGCAGGGCUUCCGCUCGCUCACCACCGAUACGGGCUACCUGACCCUCCGCCUGGAGAGGGGCAUGGAUCUGAAGGCCCUGACGGUGCCCGCCACCCCGCUAACACAGAGCCUGGCGCCCAGGAAAGUAGGGGUGUACCUGGACUACGAGCAGGGCCAGCUGUCUUUCUACGACGUGGAGAAGCGCUCCCACCUGUACACCUACAACGAGAAGUUCACAGAGGAGCUGCUGCCCGUGUUCGGGACCGUGGAGGUGGUCAAAGACCUGCUGAUCAGGCCCGCAGACGUCCGACAGCCGUGCCUCUGUCCAGGGCCCUGCCUCUGGACCUGAACUGCUUCACACACAUCAACCAGUCCUGAUCCUCAGUAGCUCACAGAGUCUGUGCUUUUAGUUUGGUUCUGGACUAAAAGACGGACUCUUUCUGGGGGGUCGUGAGGUUGUGAUGUCACACAGGGACGAGAGCCGCCAUCAUUCUGCAUUACACUUCCUGUUACUCUGCCUUCAUGGAGACAUACAGCAUUUGACUAUUUGUAUUGUAAGGAUGAAUAUUUGAAGGCGUGUUUGUAGCUGAAUGGAGAUGGGGUUUUUUUUCCACACUGUCCAAUAAGCUUUGAGAACAAAGAACCAUGUUUUUUCAUUUAAAGUGAAAACUGAACUGUAGCUGCAAGGUUUUCAUGCCGCAAUGGAGAUAUGGAAAUGUGUUUUUUUGAUAGCUUUUUUUUAUUACUUAGAGAUGAAACUUGCAAAACUAACUUCACAAAUGUUCUAAAAGCAUGAAUGCACUGUGAAAGGAUGCAGUGAAACAGUGCAGCUCAUGAGGGCUUGCUUGCUAACACGCACAGGUUGACGCAUGUGAUGAGUCGAUGCUCGCUGUUUGCUUCUUUGUCUCCCGCAAACAUUUGCCAGGCUUGCUUCUGCAGCUGUGUUUGUCUUUAUUGUUUAUGCGUGCAAUAUUAAGAUGGCAUUUUUCCCCCCCAAAACGUCAAUAAAUGAACUGGAAAUGCU